Messenger RNA from Paracoccidioides brasiliensis Pb18, 2721 nucleotides. RefSeq lists its product as uncharacterized. The coding region runs from base 1 to 2721 and encodes 906 amino acids. Gene Ontology annotation, cellular component: fungal-type vacuole membrane; PAS complex. Gene Ontology annotation, biological process: vacuole inheritance; protein localization to vacuolar membrane; positive regulation of phosphatidylinositol biosynthetic process. The record is from RefSeq and is a predicted model, not a curated record. The transcript has 2 exons.
AUGGCUUCCUCGUCGAGCAACCCUUUGCACUCCAAUAAUAUGCCGGCUGAUGUCAACAAUGCGCUGGCCCACGGUGGGGGCACAUCGACCACGCGAACAAGUUCUAGCCCAGAUGUGCAAGGUCCUUCUCAAUCCGACUCUAUUGUCUCGCCCGUAGUGCUCCAGACUCCAGUAGUGAGCAUGUCUUAUCACACCAGACAUAACUCUUCCAGACGAUCCGCACCAGUAUCUUCAGCCAACUCAGCUUCUUCAUCGCGUGAGACCUCUCCCACCCGUUAUCCCCUUCGAUCGAUAAGUUCCGCUACAGUGUCAAGAUCCGGAUCCCGAUCGCGCAAAAAUAGUCAGGAACUGAGUCCAACUCGUGGUCCGGGGAGCUCGUUGAAUCCGCAUGCCCUUGUAUCCUCCGCUAUUGCUCUCCCACGAAAACACUCCAAUGUGAACAAACCGCAGCUGCCUCCGCCCUCCUCUGACCUACCAACAGACUUACCCCGUCCCAGCAAGUCUAAUAACAUGCCCCAGAGGCAUGACGACACAUCACCCCAAUGGCCUAUAUCGCCCAGACUCAUAUCACCUCCCCCGUCAGUCCUCUCGUCGCGUAACAAUGUCUCUCACGCUUCGUCAAAACGACUAGAUCACGACAUCACCACGGCAAAUAUGGCCAUCAAGAGAAACCCUGCACCGACUGCUGAUGCCGCGCAAGGUGAAAAUGCACCAGAAGAGGAAGCUGAUAAGUUCACUCGCCAAAAUUCACGAGUUUCUUUGAAUAGAGGGGCUAGCGUGGCCGGAUCGACGUUAGAAACGGUACAAGAAACCAACGCCUCGACAUCGUCGCCCGUAAUUCAGACUAGGGAGGAAAAUGUGGAGGAAAAUGUACCAUGGAAUGCGAAAACUGGUAUGGAAAGUGGAAGCGACAGCGGUGGGAACAAAAGCAAGUCAAGGGUAGCUUCGGCCAACACGAGGCCGGGUGAUAUUAUCUCAAAGCGCUCGUUUACCUCUCUCAGUGUCGCGCGAGGGAAACCCGGUGAUGCAUCCGCUAGAAACAUGAUCAUCGAGGCAGAAACAGUCAGUUCCGUACCGCAAGUAGCUCUUGGCGGUGGUGCAGGCGAACGAGGCGUUUCUGGAAGAGCAGAUGUUGGAGGGAGCAUCCGGUUGAAAGCAAGCGACGAAACUAUUCGACCAAGGAAAGAGAAGAAGAAAUCAGCGCGCAAGGUGACAGCACUUCCAGCCGGCACAGUUUCGUCCAAGGCCGAUAUAUUUGAGGCCAAAGUUGCAAGUGCUGUCGAUGAGGUCGAUUCUUCAGAUUCUGCGGAAACUUUCGUUUACGAGUCAAAUCCUCCAGAUUCUCAUCCUGCUCGGCAACACAGAUAUCACUCGAGAACCCCCAGCACUACGUCAAUGACUAGCCAAUUGGAUCAGUACGGGGGACGCACACGACAUGGCGUCAGGGACCAAGGCAUUACUGGCAAGAGGAGUAUGAAGUUCACGAAUGCUGGGUAUGGGACUUUGGAUGGAGAAGGAGACCUGUCUGGCGGUAGAGGCAGCGGAAGAACUAAUGGACAUAUCCAUACCUCACGCCAUUCUCAUAUUGGCCGGCAUGGUAGGAGUGGUCAUGCGUCUGUGCUUGAUCCGUCUCCCUUUAUUGUAUCCCAGAGUCCGAAGUCCUCGAGGCAUAAUGUCAGCAACGGUAGUAGACAAACCUACCGCAGCGCCCAUGGCUAUCGUAUGACUGGAAGCCCCAAAAAGAAUGGGGACACCUAUGGCUACGAUUUCGAUGGUGAAGGCGCAGAUGAUGAACGAGCGCCGCUUGUUGGGUCUGUGCGUGGGGGCCGCGGUCGCCAUGGUCACCGUCCCAACAGUGCCAGUCUGCGUCAGAUGGAAUAUAUGGAGGAACGCCAGCGCAGCUGUUUAGGACGGUACGGCUUUUGUACCAUUUUAAUGGUUUUCCUAUUAAUUUGCAUCGGGGGAGUGACUACUCUCGUCGUCGGUCUCAUGAAACCGCUUGUGCAUGUGCAUGUCCGGAAGAUCCAAAACGUCCUGGCCUCGGAGCAAGAAAUCAUGUUUGGCCUCGAGGUGCAAGCCGUCAAUCCUAAUAUCAUGUCGCUUACCAUUAACGAUAUGGAUGUCAAUAUAUUCGCCAAGAGCAGGUUUGUUGGUAGCGAGUCGUUCUGGCGGGAUUCUGAUCCUCGCCCAGAUCUAUUACCUCUGCCAGUACCGCGGACAAAGGAUAGCAGAACGAGGGCCCGCUUGAUCAGUUCGUUGAAGGAGCCCACCGCAUCUGCAGACGACACCAAACUACGCGAUUCGUACGAAGGAACUGACGAGGACGAUAAUCCCAUUUUCGAAGACCCUUCUGUUGAUCCACAGACAAUGUUACUCGGUCGCAUCUUCCAUUUCGAUUCUCCUCUAACUUUCGAAUCUUCCCCCUGGAAGCACCUGCCAUCCUGCUCAGUUGGUGAAGUACGGCUGGCGAAGCCAGGAAACAAAACUGAAGAGGGCGGCACGGCCCGCUGGGAACGCGUCCUGCAACAUCCCUUUGAACUGAUCGUGCGGGGCGUUGUUAAAUACCACCUACCCCUGACCUCGCGCAGGUGGUCCGCGUCCAUCAGCUCGAAGGUGAGGAUAGCUUUGGACGAUGAUGGUGGCAACAAGGGCGGAUCCAAACACCCAGAAAUCCCCGGGCAUGGCAACAACGAGACUGUCGCCGAAAUUCAUCGAUCCUGA